CUGCAGCACCGCCACGGCGUUGCUCCACAGCAGCCCAUGCCCCUAGGGCAGCUGCUGCUUCACACCUGGAGACGAGGCCGUGCUCCGUGGGCCGCUGGCGCCGCGAGCCCCGCCGCUGCAACGGCGACCUCAGCAGCGAGCACCACUGCUGCAAGAUUUCCAACUGUGAGUUUCCUGCCUCCUGCUCUCCUCCUUCAUGUCCCCGGCCACUCGGACCAGAACCGAACGAACCAAGCACAGGCGGACAGACCACCAGGCAGCGAAGCCCAGUCCCGCAUCUCUCAUUUGUAGUCCUGCCACGACCACACAACGUCACAUAGGGCCCUCUUCCGGCAAAAUUGGCCACUGGAUGCAGGCACCGCCCAUUUUUUAGCGGGCUGUUGGGGCGGGAGACGAAUGGGGUUUGGCUCCAGGCAAUACUGCUUGGCUGGAGGGAAUAGACGGCAGACGCUGAUUGGAUUGGAGUGAACACAAAGCGGCAAAACUAGUGUAAAUAUACGGGACCUGGACGGCGCUGAGAGUAUCCGUGGUAAUUGAAUUUAAGGUACAGACUGACGCAGGAGUGCUCCUUCUCUCACUCUAAAUACAUCUUCUCAGGAUUUCAGGCCAGUGGUAUCUUUCUUCCUUGGGCCAGGGGAGUGGAAGGUUUUUCUCUUUGGACGGAGAUACUGAAAUCUCAGAGAGUAUUUCAAUAUUAAAUUUGGCUUUGUCCAAUGCCUGGAGAUAAGAAGGCGGCUACGGUGCCAUCUAGAGUUCAAGAAAAAUAUUAUGCUAGUCAGACAAGUAUCAUAUUGAGUCAUUGGUACUGCAAAUCAAGAGGAACACUGACGGGACAUCCUAAGUGUGCUUCCAUAUUGGACACUUUGUCAUUUGGGAUAUUUAGGCUGCAGAGAAGAGGCCAGGGCUGGCCAACAACCUUUAUAUACCAACAACAAACAUUCAAGCAAAUAAGUCCCUAAAACGAUUUCAGAAAACGGUGAGUGCCAUGAAGGAGAUAGAACAGGCUGCAGAGGGGAAGAGAAUGACUAGGGAAGAGGACCUCUUACAGAUUUAAUUGUGUCCCCAAAAUAAAUGUAAAUCCUAACCCUAAACCUGUGGUUAUAAUCCCAUUUGGGAAUUAAUUUUCUUUGUUAUGUUAAUGAGAUAGUAUUAGGAUAGGCCGUGCCUUAAGUCAAUCUUGAUAUAUAAAACAAGCAAGCAGAGAUGGGGGAAGAUAGAUGCUAGGCCAUAAGGAAACCACUAAGGAACUGAGGAACAGAAGCUGAAAAGAGACAAGGACCUUCCCCCAGAGCUGAUGGGGAAAGAAAGCCUUCCUGUAGAGCCAGCACCCUGGAUUUGGGCUUCUAGCCUCCUAAACUUGAGAAAAUAAAUUUCUGUUUGUUAAAGCCAUCCACUUGUGGUAUUUCUGUUAGAGCAGCACUAGAUAGCUAAGACAGGGCCUUUCUGAAUAGGUGAUCUUGGAGCUGAGAUUCACAUGAUGAGAAGGGAGCAACUAAAUGAAGACCUGGGGGUGAGUGCUCCUGCAGCGCAGCAAAUUACUUAAUACGGUCCCUCUAGCCAUGGCCUGGUUAAUUCCCACAAAAUAAUUGGGUAGGACUACAGAAUCAACUUGACAGCACACAACAUGCAAAUAAGGUGUUGUAGCCCACCAAAAGGAUUGGACAACUUGCUGACUAUGGAAAUAAGGUGCAUGGACUCUUCCUAGGGGAUUGGUCAGUUUUGCCACUCAGCUAGGGUUAAAAAAGGGUUAAGGGGAACUAAUCCCAGAAUCGGAAAGGGGACCUCACUAUCAUCAAGAAAAGCCAGAAGCAGAGUGCAUCUUUUGGAACUGGGGUCCCUCUGCUGAGAACCUCCUAGACCCAGGAGCCAGAGACAGCUGUAACACCAGAGACAGUGUGAGAUGGCGGGAAAUGGUGACUGAGAAAAAGCAGUACCAGAAACUGGAGACUGGUCUAAGACAGCAUGGUGGGCUUCCUGGCCCACAGAGCGAGGCAGCUACAGUGGGUGUGCCAACCCAUGCAAAGAGAGAUCUGAGUGCCUUUGGGCAGGAGACUUCCUGGUGGAGUGGGGUGCUUCCAGACACUUAUCUGUGGCAAUGAGAAGUUUUGUAACACUUGUCCCCCUAGCAGGGCAUUGGCAGAGCCAAGAGCAGCCUGUCCUGAGGGAGCUGAGAGGAGGCCUGCAUGGCUGAGAGGAACUGAGAGGGCUAUCCUGCACUGAAGAAGAGAGACUUUGCCUACAUGCUUCAUAAUCCUGAUCCCAAGUUGUAGCCUCUUGAUCUUGAUCCUGCAUGUUACUAUUACUGCAAUUUUGCUAGAGUUGCCUGCCACAAACAGCCAAUUCUUGAGACGGGGUGAGGUGGGUAGCAAGACCUUUAUUAUAUAUACCGGUAUAUACAGACAGAGGGGAAUGAUCUCCUCCUAAAGCUGUCUGUCUCGAGGAACUGCUGUCCAGCUGGUGUUUUAUACGGAAAGGGGGAAAUGGGUUUUAGGAACUUGUGGAAUGUGCAUUCUUUCUUCCGUUUGGUUUUGGUGGUCGUACCUUACACAUGUUGAUCUUUUCCUGCCAUUAUCCCAUCAGCUCAGGGGAUGGCUGGCACCAUCCUUCAUUUUAUUUGACAGGCUUAGAUCAAUAUCACUUGUUUUCUACAGUCCUAGAGGAAUCAUUGGUUAACACUUAACCAAUCUUACUUGGAGGAUCUUCCUUGGAGCCAGGGAUGGACUAGGGGAGGGAAAGAAGACAAGGAGGAAGAAGGAAAGAAAAAUUGGCUCAGGUACUAUUCAAGAUACGGCUGAGCAGCCUGUUUUAUUACUUCCCUAAUAAACCCCAUAACUGUGAGCAUGGUCUGUGAGUUCUGUGUGGCCUCUGAAAUGAAUUAUUGAACCCAGCAGAGAAGUAGAGAGUGCCAUGGUAGGGAUGGCUGGUGUCAGAAUUGGUAAAAACGUGGGAGAGAAGAGGCAUGUCUGACUCCACCUCACAGUAAUUAGCUUUAGGCUGAUGUUGAUUCUGUGAUCCCUCUGAAGUUUGAGGUCUGAUGCCAUCACACCAUUUUUACAGAUCCAUACAGAGGGAACUCCCUCCAGUAUGCUCAGCACCCUUGAGAAAUAGCAAGAAGGAUGAAGUGGUUAGGAAAGGUGGGGGAGGAGGCCAGAGAAGCAGACAAGGGCCAAAUCACAGAGGGCUUUGAGGCCAUGGUAAAGGUUUUGGAUUGCGCUAGAGGCCACCAACAGGUUUUAAGAAGGAUAUUAGCUUUUUCCGGUUACUCUCCCUACUUUGUGAGGGUAAAAGCAGGAGACAGAUAAAUGAGGAGGCUGUUAUCAUAGAACAGGUGAGAGAUGAUGGUAGUGUGGUAGACUGAAAAAUGCUCCUUCCCCCAAAAGAUAUCCACAUUCUAAUCCCUGGAAUCUCUGAAUAAAACCUUAUAUGGCAAAGACUUGGCGGAUGUAAUUAAAUCAAGGGUAAUAAAAUGGGGGAGAUUAUCUGGAUUAUCCAGGUAGACCCUAACUUCAUUCGCAAGAGUCCUUGUAAGAAACACAGGAGAUUUGACACAGGCAGAAGCGAAGGAGGCAGUGUGACCACAGAGGCAGAGAUUGGAAUGAUGAGGCCACAAUUCAGGGAGUGCUCACUGCUAUCAGAAGCUAGUAGAGGCAAAGAACUGAUCCUCCCCUAGAGCCUGUGGGGGGAGCAUAGCUCUGUUGACAAUUGAUUUCGGCCCAGCGAUAAUAAAAUUCUGGUCUCUACAACUGUGAGAAAAUAAAUUUAUUUUAAGCCACCAAAGUCAUGGUGAUUGGUUACACAGGAAACUAUUACAAGUAGUUUGGAGCAAUGGAGAGGGUCAGAUGUGAUUGGAUCCAAAAUACUUUUUUAAGAGCUAGGACCAACUGAUACAUAGUGUGUGUGUCAUAGGAGAAGAAUCAAGGAUGAGCCCCAAAUUUUGGUCUAAGCAAGUGGAUGAAUGAAUGAUAGCAUCAUUUACCGAGAUGGGCAAGGGGGCACGGAUUAUUAAGUAUUAUGUGUUGGCCAUAACCAUGUUUGAGAAAAUAUCAACUAGCAGGUAUCACAGCUCUCCAAGAGCCAGGCACUGUUAACAUGUAUUAAGUGUGUUAACUCAGUUAACCAAGGAGAGUCAAGCGGGCAGUUAGAUAUGAGUCUGCAACUGAGAGAGGGCUAGGCUGGCAAUAUAAAUCUGGGAGUCAUCAGGGACCAUGGGACCUAAUUAGAUUACUCAAGCAGGGAGUUUAUGGAGAAUAAAAAUGAGGACUAGGGCCUGAACCAGGGGAUACUUUUUUUUUUUUGGUGGAACAGAGAGGGAGAAUCCAACAAAGGAAAGAAAGGAGUCAAUGAGGAGGAGGGAAUAUCAGGAGAGUGUCAAGUCCCAGAAGCCAAAUGAAAAAAGAAAGGGUGGGAGGAGCCAUGUGGAAAAGGAGAAAGGAGAGACCUACAUAGUCAGAUGCUGCUUUAAGGCGGAGAAGUAGAGAACUGACCACUAGAUUUAGCAACAUGGACCCAAGUGACCUUAAGAAGCGCCAUUCUAGUGGAGGGGUGGAGAGGAACGCUCCAUUGGAGUCGUUUGGAGGCUGGAAAUGAGAAAAAGUCCACAGCAAAUCUAGGCACAUUUUUGGAGGAAUUUUAACGGAAACACAGAGUGGGCUGUAGCUGGCGGGGGCACCAGGGUCCAGGGAGGGCUCUAUUUGACUUUUAAGGGGUCUGAUUCUGUAGCAUGUCGUUGCUUACUGCUGGCAGUUGAGAGAAAAUUAAACAUGAAGUACAAACUAGAAAAAAUUGGAGAAGUGAUGUCCUUGAGCUGGUCGGAGGAAUUAGGAUCAGCGCACAGAAGGAGGGCCUGACCUUAUUUAUUCCGUUCUCCCUUACCCCAAGCUUUUGGUUGUCACCAAAAAGCAACCCCGCGGUACUCCGCGAAGCCUGUUCUCAAUUGACUCGGGGAACCGAGAUUCCCAGCAGGCGUUGUGCGGGGCGGACAGUGCGCAGGCGCAAACCGCCGCCUUCCGACUUUCCCCUCCCCCGGCUCCGACCCCAGUUCCGGGCUGGAGCCACCUAAAGCAGAGGACGGUUUCGUCUUAAAAGAGAAACGGCGGCCUCGCGUGCGAGGCCCUGUAGCAUGGCUUCUUCCCCAGCGGACGUGUCCCGUAGGCGGCAAGAGAAGCGGCGGCAGCUGGACGCCCGCCGCAGCAAGUGUCGCAUACGCCUGGGCGGCCACAUGGAGCAGUGGUGCCUCCUGAAGGAGCGGCUGGGCUUCUCCCUGCACUCGCAGCUUGCCAAGUUCCUGCUGGAUCGGUACAUUUCUUCAGGCUGCAUACUCUGUGCAGGCCCUGAGCCUUCGCCCCCCAAGGGUCUGCAGUACCUUGUACUCCUGUGCCACGCUCACAGCCGAGAGUGCAGCCUGGUGCCUGGGCUGCGAGGGCCUGGGGGACAUGAUGGGGGACUCGUGUGGGAGUGCUCGGCAGGCCACACCUUCUCGUGGGACCCCUCUUUGGGCUGCACACCUCCAGAGGCACCCAGGCCAAUCCCCCUUCAACGCUCUGCCCGGAGAAGCUGGUGCUCAGAGACCAGGAGUGGACAGGAAGAGCCUGCAGGAGAGGAAGAGAAGGAGGAAGAAGAGGAUGAAGAGGAGAUGCUUAGUGAUGCCAGCCCAUGGACCUACAGCUCCUCCCCAGAUGACAGUGAGCCAGAUGCCCCUGGGUCCCCAAGACCACCUCCUGCCCCUCUUCCCCACUCCCUUAAGGUGGAAGAAAUACCACCUGUCCCCUCAGACCUGCCCACUUCUCUGGCUGCACCUGGUCCCUCAGACCUUCCCAUUCCUCUGGCUGCACCGUCCUCUUCAGUGUCCUCACUGUGUUCUGGACUUCCUCUGACUGCGGAAAUCAGAAUACAGCCGGAUCUCAGCGAGACCCCUCAGGCAGCCCAGGAGACUGAGCCCCCAGCCAGCUCUGGGAGUCAGGCCCAGUCUGUUCCAGCCCUGUCCUGGGAUGAAGACACUGCACAGAUUGGCCCCAAGAGAAUCAGGAAAGCUGCCAAAAGAGAGCUUCUGCCUUGUGACUUCCCUGGCUGUGGAAAGAUCUUCUCUAAUCGGCAGUAUUUAAAUCACCACAAGAAGUACCAGCAUAUCCACCAGAAGUCCUUUUCCUGCCCAGAGCCGACCUGUGGGAAGUCUUUCAACUUUAAGAAACACCUGAAGGAGCAUGUGAAGUUGCACAGUGACACCCGGGACUAUAUCUGUGAGUUCUGUGCUCGAUCGUUCCGUACCAGCAGCAACCUUGUUAUCCACCGGCGCAUCCACACUGGAGAGAAACCCCUGCAGUGUGAGAUCUGUGGGUUUACCUGCCGCCAGAAGGCCUCCCUGAACUGGCAUCGGCGCAAGCACGCAGAGACGGCGGCUGCCUUGCUCUUCCCCUGUGAGUUCUGUGGCAAGCGCUUUGAAAAGCCGGACAGCGUUGCAGCCCACCGCAGCAAAAGCCACCCAGCACCACUCCCGGGCCCACAGGAGUCACCUGGCCCUUUGGAGCCCUCUCCCAGCAUCUCUGUCUCUGGGCCUCUGGGGUCUACUGAGGCCCCAAAGGCUAUGCAGGUAGGGGCCACGCCCUCCCUGUCUCCUCAGGCUUCGGCCCUGCUGCCUCAGAAAUGAGCUCUUCCUCCCAGGUUUUGGGGAGCCAGUUCCCAGGGACUGGAAGGGAGCAAGGAGAGUGGUCCAGAGAAGCAUCAGAUGCCUGGGUCCCCUGGAACUGGGGCUAUGAGUUCAGGGUGAAGGACUCCUGGGGAAGUAGGGGAGCUGGACUACUUUAAUCUACUGAAAGGACAGAAUAAAUAGUAUUUUGCAUGGGCA
Molecule: messenger RNA, 6841 nt
Organism: Loxodonta africana (African savanna elephant)
Lineage: Eukaryota; Metazoa; Chordata; Mammalia; Proboscidea; Elephantidae
Gene: ZNF692
Product: zinc finger protein 692
Exons: 11
Coding region: 5120-6643 (507 amino acids)
Biological process (GO): regulation of transcription by RNA polymerase II
Cellular component (GO): chromosome
Molecular function (GO): chromatin insulator sequence binding
Source: RefSeq, a predicted model, not a curated record